AUGGCUCCCGGAAGCGCAAUUGGUAUAAGCUACCAAGACCAGAUCAAGAGCAACUGCCGCAUGUAUCUCGGCCGUGAUGCCAAAAUACACAUCAUCACGGCUUUGGACGCAGAACACUCGCCUCCCUGGGCAGGCUACCUGGUGCAAGACGACGCCCGAGGCCAAGUCUGUGUGCUCUCCGCCGAGGGAAACACGGUACAAGAGGUGUUUACCAAGAUGCACAGCGCAUCCGCUCGCGCCGUGCAGCGCUACAUCAAGGCGAAUGGGUUCCAGGCCGCCGAGGGGGGCCUUGAGAAAACUGGUAUAUCCAAGUCUGCUCUUACCAUUCGUGGGCAACACAUUCGCCUACCAACUUGCCAGGAUGCGGAAAGAGCACUCUCACAAGUCUUUCAGUCAAAACAUGCAAGACAUGAAAGUAUUACGGAUCGACGUAGUUGA
Messenger RNA from Metarhizium acridum CQMa 102, 438 nucleotides. NCBI's taxonomy places the organism in Eukaryota, Fungi, Ascomycota, Sordariomycetes, Hypocreales, Clavicipitaceae. The record is from RefSeq and is a predicted model, not a curated record.